GAUACAUGUAUGUGAUGAUUGGACACCAUGUAUCAGCAAAGCGUAGAACAAGGAGAGAUGUACAAUGAUUGAAUCCAUCUGCAGACUUGUGCCUCAUGACAUGUGCAUCUAGCAGAGUUGGAGAACAACGCAAGAAUUUUGGCUUUCGCUCCAGAAUGGCCCAGAUUGCGUUGCAGCGGAAAUCCACUAUCAACGUCGGAGCAUGCUACAGUGCCUUCACCCACCUGGCCACUAUGCACCGGUAACGAAGUGGCAAAGGGAGUGACCAGCCGUCGUCCUACGAAACAUUUGACAGCCUGGUGCUGUAUAUACAGUCCGAGUUGAAGUCUGCAAGGGCCUUGCCCAUGAAGCUUCUCACGGAUAAGUACAAUAACUGCAAACGGCACCAGCUUCGCCGACCAUCACACUUCGCCUUAGUAUCCAACUGUCAUGCUGAAAAAGAAGAUAAUGAGCUACUUGGGGACCAGCAAUUGACAUGUAUGGUAAGUGGCAUGGGUAUACAGGCGCACUCUUCACGGAGCAACCACUUGUCUGUGUCGUCUGCAAACGGUCCGAUGGCCGGUAAUACCCAGUCAUUGCCGAACAGUCAUACUAGUAACGCACCUGGCCCGACUCCAACCAUCCCAGUCCAGCCGGUCGCCGCAGAUUUCCUGCCCGCAUCCACGUCCACUCCGCACCCCAGUGUCCGGCAAGAGAACGGGCCCAAUGCCAGGAGUUACGACGGGCCCACUGCCAGGAAUUACGAUAGGCUCACUGCCAGGAGUUACGAUAGGCCCGCUGCGAUAUCCGCUGGGCUUGUCCCCGCCAAUGUCGUGUUGCCCACUCAUUUCGGCUUCAAAGGAUCCGCUACUCCGCCGCGUCAGGUGAACACAAGUGGAUCAGUUUCAUCUCUGGGUACUACAUCAGCCUCCAGUACAGAUGUGUCGGCUAGUACGGCUUUGACUACAACCUCGGGUGCGAGGCAACCAGUGGCGGCUGCGGUGUCUUCUACAGCGCCAUCUCAGCCACAGUCGCAGCAGGUUCUUGCUGAUCUCUAGCGUGCUAUGUGGUGUGUGCGCGCGCGGACGCGCACACACAAUGCCAUGUGUUGUGCGGUGUGUGU
Sycon ciliatum is the source of this 1102-nucleotide messenger RNA. RefSeq lists its product as uncharacterized. Bases 345 to 1037 code for a protein of 230 amino acids. The record is from RefSeq and is a predicted model, not a curated record. The transcript has 2 exons. Lineage: Eukaryota; Metazoa; Porifera; Calcarea; Leucosolenida; Sycettidae.